This is a messenger RNA of Prosopis cineraria, 1717 nucleotides long. Its product is annotated as protein ROOT INITIATION DEFECTIVE 3. The coding region runs from base 161 to 1498 and encodes 445 amino acids. Gene Ontology annotation, molecular function: protein binding. Gene Ontology annotation, cellular component: nuclear pre-replicative complex. The record is from RefSeq and is a predicted model, not a curated record. Gene Ontology annotation, biological process: rRNA processing; DNA-templated DNA replication. Lineage: Eukaryota; Viridiplantae; Streptophyta; Magnoliopsida; Fabales; Fabaceae. The transcript is spliced from 9 exons.
GUGACCUACGGUAUCCUACCAUUUUUCUGCGUCGGCGAACACACAUUCCCUGCUUGGUUGAGCUCACCGUCGGACGCUGUCCGCCGUUGUCAGACCUGCCGGGUUGUUCUCGAGCAAGUAGUGAAAGCAUCUGCUUCAGGAUCUGCUUAAUAUUUUCAACAUGUCUUGGAUGGAGGUUGUUUUGGCGGCAUCUUCUGUUGAUGCUGGUAUUGGCUGCUGGGACCUUCAGUCAGGGGCUGAGCAGCUGCGCUAUAAAACUUGUGCUUCUGCACCUCAUGGUCUCAUUAAUGUCGGCAGUCGCUUCCUUGCAUCUUCCCAGAUUCGAGAUUCCUCAGCCACCUCUGGUCUGGUUCUCUAUUGGUCCUGGUCCAAGCCUCAAGUAGAAGCCAAGAGCUUUCCGGCUGAGCCAAUCAGGCCACUUGCUGCUAAUCACCCGGGUACUUAUAUAGCUGGUGGUGGCUUAUCAGGUGACAUAUACUUUUGGGAGGUUGAAACUGGCAAAUUGCUUAAGAAGUGGCAUGCUCAUUAUAGGGCUUUAACUUGCCUAGUAUUUUCUGAGGAUGACUCACUGCUGAUAUCUGGUUCAGAAGAUGGAUGCAUACGAGUUUGGUCCUUGUUCAUGAUAUUUGAUGACUUCAAAAGGCAGGAAGCAGGUCAUCAUUAUGAGCAUAGUUUUUCAGAGCACACCUUACCAGUAACUGACAUUGUAAUUGGUUAUGGAGCAUGCAAUGCAAUUAUAAUUUCUGCUGCAGAGGAUAGGACCUGCAAGGUUUGGAGCUUAUCUAGAGGAACACUAUUGAGAAAUAUAGUAUUCCCUUCAAUAAUUGAUGCAAUUGCAUUGGAUCCUGCUGAACAUGUCUUUUAUGCCGGCAGUAGAGAUGGAAAAAUAUUUAUUGCCGGUCUUAACACUGAAAGGAUCUUUAGUCAGAAUCAUGACAUGCAUAUCAUCGGUUCAUUCUCUAAUCACAGCAAAGCAGUUACUUGCUUAACAUAUAGUGCAAGUGAGAAUUUGUUAAUCUCUGGAUCAGAAGAUGGAACGAUUCGGGUUUGGAAUGCUAGAACUCAUAAUAUUGUCCGCACGUUCAAACAUGCAAAAGGACCUUUAAAUAAUAUUCUUGUUGUAAGAAAACAGCUCGACUCAAGUAAGCCUAUCUCUUCAACUCUACAAUCAUGCUCAAGGAGGCAGGGAUCUCUAUUACCUCCGCCAUUGGAAAAAUACUCAAAUUCAAUAAAUGAAGAUUCAGAUGUUAAGACCAUUGUUAGCCUCUACGACGGCAAGAGGGGUAUGGAUGUUUCAUACAUGUCUUCUCAAGCGAUAUUUAAUCAAAUCAAGGAGUUUCAGAAUCGGGGCUCCUCUGCUUCUGAAAUGGAGAUGGAGAGACUGAAAGCGGAUUGCAGAAGGUCUGCCCAGAUGGUUAACCGAUUUAAGAAAAUGUAUGAAGAUUUGCAAGAUUUCUACGAAGAGGACUUCUUGAAAAGUGGUCAAACAAAAACUUGAGAUGAAAUUGGCAACCAAGUCGAUCUUUGCUCUUAUUUACUUUUUUCUUUUUGACCAACAAUGCUCUUAUUUACUCUUUGAAAGUAGAAAUUGUAAGCCAACUAGCGAGUUAUUAUCGGCAAUUUUGCUUCUUCUUGAUAGUUGAGAUGGACCAUUAAAAUGCUACAUGUAAAUGGUGAAUUGUUGGAUGUUUAUAGGAACGGACAAAACUCAUAUACA